GUCACAACCAGGCACUUCGAGUCCUUAAUUUGUCAACUCGCUUCUUUCAUGAGUGGAUCAAGUCAUGAGUCCGGACACGAUGUCUGUUGUCUGAAGGCAAGACGCAAGUUUUUAAUGGCAUGUGACAAAGUUUCAAACCGUGUAAGAGUGCAAGAAUGAUAAGAAGAAGGUCUGUCCGAAAGAAGUUGAAAAAGAAAUGCCUCAUUUUUUCUUUCUCCAUACUAAUUAUGUGUGUACUGAAGCUCGUCCACAUCAAGGUAGUAGAAAAGAAUACCUUUUACAUUGAGCCUUAUGGAAUAACUUCAGUCCCCAUAAGCGCCCAGGCUGACAAGCCUGACAUUGACUGCUUGGCCAUAUAUCAGCUCGAUCCAGUGGAAAUUGGCAAAUCUUUAGAAAUAAGGCGGAAAGUUAUAGUGGACUUGGAGGAUGAGAGUAUUAUCAAGUUAACAGCAGACUGUCCGAGGUACAAUGAGGCAAGGGGUUAUAAUGAGAUAACUGCAUCGGUGGAGGAGAGGCAGUUUCCUCUUGCCUACUCCUUAGUUGUACAUAAGAACAUUCCAAUGGUGGAGAGAAUCCUGCGUGCUAUCUAUGCACCCCAUAACAUCUACUGUAUCCAUUAUGAUCAGAAGUCUUCCAAAUCCUUCAUCGCUGCAGUAAAGAGUCUUGUUAAGUGCUUUCCAAAUGUAUUCAUUGCUAGUCAGUUAGAGUCCGUGCAGUAUGCCCAUGUGACUAGGCUAAAGGCAGACCUGAACUGCCUGUCAGACCUACUCCACUCCUCGGCCCAGUGGAAGUACGUCAUCAAUCUAUGUGGACAAGAUUUCCCAUUGAAGUCUAAUUAUGAGCUUGUGUCAGAAUUGAAGAAGCUUAACGGUGCAAACAUGCUGGAGACGAGUCGGCCCAGCGACCUGAAAAAGAAGCGUUUCCAGUUCCAGCACGAGCUGAAGGACAUGCCUUAUGAGUACCAGAAGAUCCCAGUCAGAACCACGCAUGCCAAAGACUCCCCUCCCCACGGCAUCGAGAUGUUUAUCGGCAGUGCAUACUUUGUGCUGUCCCGGGACUUUGUGAGUUACGCCACUGGCAGCCAGCUGGCACUGGACUUCCUGGCGUGGUCGGCAGACACGUACUCCCCGGACGAGCACUUCUGGGCCUCGCUGGUGAGGGUGCCCGAGGCGCCAGGUGCCAUCGCCAGGUCGCAGCCCGACGUGACGGAUCUGAUGAGCAAGACGCGGCUGGUCAAGUGGAGCUACCUGGAGGGGAACCUGUAUCCGGCAUGCACCGGCACUCAUUUGCGGAGCGUGUGCAUCUACGGGGCCGCCGAGCUACGGUGGCUCCUCAACUACGGACACUGGUUUGCCAACAAGUUUGACCCCAAAGUGGACCCCGUCCUCAUCAAAUGUCUAGAGGAGAAGCUUGAGGAAAAGCGACAGAACUGGGCAAAGUUAGCGUCUUAACAAAACUCUGCUGAGGAAAUGUUCUAUGGGAUCGAAGGGUAUGUGCUUAUUUAAUCUCAAGUUUUCUUUUUGGAGUCUUUGAAACCAAUGUACUAUUAAUUACACCACUUACUACAGUGUAAUUCACCACCAGCCAUAUUUAAUACUGGAAGGUUCUGUCCGCUAUCUCGGAAAUGGCUGCCACUGUCUGGACAGAUGGUUGGUUAUGCCAGAAAAUAAUCCUUGUGCCUUGCAGUUUAGUUACAGAGAUGUUCAUAGUGAAAUAAUAACUACACACGGCAAUAAUUCUUACACAUUGUUGUUAUAAUGUUAUAAUUCUAAACAUUUUCUACCUCUUUGUGUUUGGCUUGGUGAAGACUGUGCCUUCAAAUGGCUCUGAAAAGAAGGAGAGACAUGUUCAGAAUACUAGCUGCAGAUUCUUUGAGAAAACCAUUAUGAUUGUAUUUCAGCAUCUCAGAAGAUGGUAAUGAAUACCAGGGCCUAAUCUUUGGUACACUUGAAUAUAAAUUUUAUGAAUUUCUGGAGACAAUCAUUUUAUUCUGCCACGAUUGUACAGCAGUUUUAUUUACUGUUGUAUUUACACAGUGUGUGUAUUUAUUUAUUUGGGUAUUUAUGUCUUAAUAAAGCAUUUUCAACUUUGCAACUCAA
Molecule: messenger RNA, 2099 nt
Organism: Alosa sapidissima (American shad)
Lineage: Eukaryota; Metazoa; Chordata; Actinopteri; Clupeiformes; Clupeidae
Gene: gcnt4a
Product: glucosaminyl (N-acetyl) transferase 4a
Exons: 3
Coding region: 156-1451 (431 amino acids)
Cellular component (GO): membrane
Molecular function (GO): acetylglucosaminyltransferase activity
Source: RefSeq, a predicted model, not a curated record